Messenger RNA from Lathyrus oleraceus (garden pea), 661 nucleotides. RefSeq names its product histone H3.2. Gene Ontology annotation, cellular component: nucleosome. Lineage: Eukaryota; Viridiplantae; Streptophyta; Magnoliopsida; Fabales; Fabaceae. The transcript has a single exon. The coding region runs from base 70 to 480 and encodes 136 amino acids. Gene Ontology annotation, molecular function: structural constituent of chromatin; DNA binding; protein heterodimerization activity. The record is from RefSeq and is a predicted model, not a curated record.
UUAUAUAUUACCAAACAAACCAUUCUCUGUAAUCACUCUUCAAAGUAACUAUCAAACAAUCUGUUCGAAAUGGCGCGUACAAAACAAACCGCACGCAAAUCCACCGGAGGAAAAGCUCCACGGAAGCAACUAGCAACAAAAGCCGCUCGGAAAUCCGCUCCGGCGACCGGCGGAGUGAAGAAGCCACACAGAUUUCGUCCAGGAACAGUCGCUUUGAGAGAGAUCAGGAAGUAUCAGAAGAGCACUGAGCUUCUCAUAAGGAAGCUUCCGUUUCAAAGAUUGGUUAGAGAAAUCGCGCAAGAUUUCAAAACGGAUCUGCGUUUUCAAAGCAGUGCUGUUUCUGCUCUUCAAGAAGCUGCUGAAGCUUAUCUUGUUGGUUUGUUUGAGGAUACGAAUCUUUGCGCUAUUCAUGCUAAGAGAGUUACUAUUAUGCCUAAGGAUAUUCAACUUGCUCGCAGAAUCAGAGGCGAGAGAGCUUAGAAUAGCUUUAUAGGUUUACGUUGUGAAGUUGAUGCUCUUUUAGGGUUUGCUUUAUUUGUAUUGGUAUGUGUUUAGGUUAAUUUUUCACCGUUGUUUGGGUUUGAUUUUUUCACAUUCACAUCUAGUAUUGUUAAUCUUGAGUUUCAAUGAAUCAUAUUUCAAACCUAUUCAUAGUUUUUCA